CAUCGCCCUAUCCCCCGGUGCCUCCUUGGGGACUAAUGGUCCUUGAUCCCCUCCCUCCUUGGGCGUCCUCCACCCCAAGCUCAGACCGUUCAGAAAGCUAAAGGGGGUUCGGUAACUUCGGUCUUGCAACGAACGCUUUUCGCGCCUUUUCUUUCCGCCCCCCAUGUGUCUCUCCUGUCGACCUCCCUGAGUUUCCUUCCCGGCCUGCAGCAUCGACUAUUGCCUCCCGAAAGAUGGGACAGAAGUACGGCUUCUUGAUCCCAGACACCUACGUCCCGGAGGUCCCUAACGAGGUCGACAUGAACACGUCCAGCAUCUUUUGGGGGCUCUCUCUGGGCAUCGCCCUCUUCACGGCGGCAAAGGCGGGGAAACAGAGCCUACGGUCAUGGAAGCGGUCACGGCGUCUCACGGCGUAUGUCUUUAUGGUCUGGGCCGUGUGGUGGAGUAGUAUGGUCCUGGGCGUGUUGGCGUGGGGGUUUCAGAGACAGUACAUCCCUCCAAGCUUCGGUUUCUACUUUUGUGUUGCCCUCUUUUGGGCAUUCCAGAUCCAGUUCCUUCUACAGAUCAUCAUCAACCGUCUGGGAUUGUUAUUAGCCGUGCGCGGGCGAGCCACGAAACUGAAAUGGAUCGUCUUCCUUAUCAUCCUGGCCAUCAACAUCAGCGUCUUCAUCAUCUGGAUGCCUGCCCGCUUGCAGAUCAACGAAACGUGGUACCGCCUUAACGAGAUUUGGGAUCGAUGCGAAAAAGUCAUAUUCGCCUUUGUCGACGGUUUCUUGAACUUUUACUUUAUCUACCUUGUCCGUUCACACCUCAUCAGGAACGGCCUGACCAAGUACUAUCGUCUGUACUACACGAACUUGGUCCUCAUCUUCGCGUCCCUGUCUCUGGAUUUCGUCCUCGUCGGCCUCAUGUCACUCCGAAGCAGCUUGGUAUACCUUUCUUUUCAUCCGGUCUGCUACCUCCUGAAGCUCCAAAUCGAGAUGGUGAUGGCCGAACUCAUCAGAAAACUCGUGCAAUCAUCGAACGCGAAUGCCAUCGACAACAUAUCGUACAAGGUCUCCACGACGGAACCCCAGUCCGGGUCGAGUAGGCCAGCUGUGAGAAACAACACACUGAACAACAUCCCCCGGACACAUCAGGGGACCUGCAUCGGCGGCAACACGACGCACAUCUCUGUUGGGGAUCGAGAGGACGACGCCGACGGCUUAGAGCUACACGAAAGGGGAGGUGACUUGGAACAAGGCAUCCGACAGACCGAUUGAGACGAGAGUUGCUACUUCGCCCGCGGAUAAUGCCGAGAGAGAGCCGGGGAGCGGAAGUAGCUCUAACCGGAAGCUGCACUCUCAUGAUAUUGAUGAGCCAUUAUCUUUGUUCCGUUUCUGCAUUUUUUGAUUCUUUUCUUAUACUUUGGGGUCUCGGUCGGGCCCCCGGGCGUGUGGGAGUUGACUUGAUUCGUGCGAAACAUCGCAGCCAGGGCAAGCGCGGCGUUCCUUUUGGUUUCAUGGUGUUUGGCUUUAUGGGAAUGGCGAAAGAUGACCUGGAAGCGAAGGGAUCAUAUCAGUUUCCUCUCUUGAUCAAUGUACGAACUGCCUAUAUACCAA
Sodiomyces alkalinus F11 is the source of this 1601-nucleotide messenger RNA. RefSeq lists its product as hypothetical. The record is from RefSeq and is a predicted model, not a curated record. The transcript is spliced from 5 exons. The coding region runs from base 234 to 1262 and encodes 342 amino acids. NCBI's taxonomy places the organism in Eukaryota, Fungi, Ascomycota, Sordariomycetes, Glomerellales, Plectosphaerellaceae.